CUUCCGUCCUUCCCCAGUCUUUCUGUCAAGGUUCCAUCAUCAAGAAUCCUGACCAUCAUCAACUCUUCGUUUACUUCCUGUUCCUUACAACUUGAAGAUCCUUGCUUCAAAGCGUUUUGUUCAAAAUGAACGUGAACUACUUAGUCAUUAUCGCCAUCUGGCUUCUCGCCAGUAUUGGCUGCAGUGCUAAUAUCGUUGACGAUCUUGUGCGUGUCUACUACGAGAUGACUGAGGCUGCCUUCGCUCCUCACCACGCGGUCAUCGUCCCUAAGUCCAACAAUCGUAGGCCCAAGCCCAACAAGGCCGAGGGAGUUGGCAAAACCCGUAACGAUGACAUCUUGACCGUGACUAUCUGCGAGACGGAGACUCCAGUGGCUCCAACCAUCGGAACCCUAUCCCUCCCUACAGUCGUCACCGCGCCUACCCUGAUUCCGACGGUUGUCGUGUCUGGUGUUGUUCCAACCAUGACUAGUGUUGUCACUGAGGUUUCUUCGGGACUUACUGCCGAAGUGUCUGCUGGAAACCCAAUCGAGGUCUCUACCGGCCAAUCUCACGUCAAGUCUGAUACCACUUUUGUGUCAGUUACCAAGUCUCUGGCCACUGGACAUUCAUCCGUCAUGACUGGAAUUCAGACUGUGCCUGAAACCACUGUGCCCCAUCCGACCUCAUCCGGAACUCAUAGUGCUCCCAGUGAUGAGAAUGAAUCUAUCAUUUCUUCAGUCAGUUCGGGAGAGCAGCAUGGAAAUCACACAGUCAGCACUGAUACCACUGCAUUGACUGGCACCCGCACUCAUGCGCACCCCUCGUUCCCCACCACCAACGAGGCCGAUGACUAUGAGGGCAUGGCGUCGUCCGCCUUUGCGUUGGCAGUCGCCUUGGCUUUUAGUCUCGUGCGUAUCUGAAGAUGUUUCUUUCGCUUACCAGCAGUUCUUUGAAAUUCGUUCCCAGCUGAGCUGUGAACGGAGAUCUGGUGGUGUUGAACUCAAUCUUCUGAUGGAGCGUGCUUCUUUCAUUCUCUGUUUUUCUUUCAUCUUAUUUGCUCUAACG
Aspergillus neoniger CBS 115656 is the source of this 1047-nucleotide messenger RNA. RefSeq lists its product as uncharacterized. The record is from RefSeq and is a predicted model, not a curated record. The transcript is spliced from 4 exons. The coding region runs from base 126 to 902 and encodes 258 amino acids. NCBI's taxonomy places the organism in Eukaryota, Fungi, Ascomycota, Eurotiomycetes, Eurotiales, Aspergillaceae.